AUGUAUCGUGGUCGACCUUCACCUUAUCCUAAUCCUCAACAAUACAUGCAGUCAAAACAACGGCAGCAAGGCCAAUAUCCGAAUGAAGAUGAAUUAAGAUUAACGUUUCCAGUUCGGGAUGGUGUAGUGCUAGCUCCAUUCAGACUAGAACAUAAUUUGGCUGUCAGUAACCACGCAUUUCAUCUCAGGGACUCUGUUUACCAGACCUUAAUGUGGAGGUCUGAUUUAGAGUUGCAAUUAAAAUGUUUUCAUCAUGAAGAUCGUCAAAUGAGCACAAACUGGCCAGCAUCAGUGACAGUUAGUGUGAAUGCCACGCCUCUAGUUAUCGAACGUGGUGAAAAUAAAUCGUCUCAUAAACCCCUGUAUCUUAAAGAAGUAUGUGCCCCUGGUAGAAAUACUAUACAAAUCACUGUUACUGCUUGUUGUUGUUCUCAUUUAUUUGUUUUACAAUUGGUUCAUCGACCAAGUAUAAGAUCUGUGUUACAAGGAUUAUUACGGAAGCGUUUAUUACCAGCAGAACAUUGUAUCACUAAAAUCAAAAGAAAUUUUACACAAGUGCCAACAGCGAACUCAUUAAAUGGUGGAGAUGAUGGGGUAGAACAAACCGCUAUUAAAGUGUCUCUAAAAUGUCCAAUAACAUAUCGACGUAUCUCUUUACCUGCUAGAGGUCAUGAUUGUAAACACAUACAGUGUUUUGAUCUAGACUCCUAUCUACAGCUCAAUUGUGAAAGAGGAACAUGGCGCUGUCCAGUUUGCAAUAAAACAGCACUGCUGGAAGGUCUGGAAAUAGAUCAAUAUAUAUGGGGUAUACUCAGUAAUUUAAAUAAUACAGAAUUUGAAGAAAUAACAAUGGAUCAAUCAGCCAGUUGGAAACCUGUUCCUAUUAAAUCAUUAAUUAAGGAAGAGGAAAAUAGUGAGUAUUCUACAUACUACUGUUAUUAA
Messenger RNA from Lottia gigantea (owl limpet), 942 nucleotides. RefSeq lists its product as hypothetical. Gene Ontology annotation, molecular function: zinc ion binding; SUMO ligase activity. Gene Ontology annotation, biological process: protein sumoylation; regulation of transcription by RNA polymerase II. The record is from RefSeq and is a predicted model, not a curated record. Bases 1 to 942 code for a protein of 313 amino acids. NCBI's taxonomy places the organism in Eukaryota, Metazoa, Mollusca, Gastropoda, Lottiidae. The transcript is spliced from 7 exons.